CUUUCAACAAUUGCGACGACUUGAGUGACCUAGAUAAACUAAAAGGCGUCUCCUUUACUUUUCAUUCACACUCACUGAAGGCGUCAUUAUGAAGGCCAAGGCUUUCAAUUUUUAUAUGGGUUUGUGUGGGAAACGAAGAUGGAGUUUGGGGAUGCGAGUGUCUUGGGAGCUCUUUGGGUUGCAGCCAUACUACCGCUGCUUAGGGAUGGCAAUGGGUCGGGUCGGGGACGGAUAGUGCAUAUCUGUUACCCUACUCAAAGUAGUUCCGGAUCGGGUCGGGGACGGGUUAGAAUGUUGCUCUCCUAAAGGAGCCUUCCUGAUUGAGGAGGGUUGAGCUACUUUGUGCUUGUUUUGUAUGAAUAACUAUCAAGAAAGAAGAAAUUCCUCGAUUGAUUAACAAUAAUGUCCUUGGUCUGUCGGGAGUUAUUGCUGAUUUGGUAAUUAUCGUCAACAAUUAUUUUAAGGUAUUCGGUAUUAGUGAAAACGGGUUCACCAGAUUGUACUAGUUGGAACUCAACUUGGCUGAUUUAGGUCUUCGUUCGUGCUUCUUCUUGAGGUGAGGAGAUCGGUAUAGGAGCACAACAUAUUCAUGCGACAGAGUGUGGCAUGUGGUAUUGAUGCCAGCACAAUCAUCUCAGAGUCAUAGACUUGACCAGGUGCAUUUUCCAAUCUAAUUCUUGAUUAAUAAUUAGCUAAAUUUCUUGUCAUUGUAGGGAUAGGUAUUUGCUUUUGUUGUGAGUCUAUGUGAUGGUGAGAACUUCUAGUUAACUAUUGUUGGUAAUGGCUAAGAUUCAUUUUCUUUUUAAUCUUGUUGUUGUGUUUCUUGUUGGGUAUGCGCAGAUGUGGAAUGCCACCACAUGGUGGUUUUGUAGCGUGUAGUGACGAUCAUAUGUGGCCUACCCAACAAUGGCCUAACAUCAUUGUUCGAUUUGACCUAUGGUGAUGGUCAAGCCUCCUAGGCCGGCGUCGUGGAAUUGAAGAUCGUUGUUAGAUUGAUGACCUAACUGGAUAAAUCAUACAUGUAUAUGACCUUAAUUCUUCUCUUUUGAUUUCCUGAGGACAGGGUAGUAAACUAGUAAAUCACGGGAAAGAGGAGUAGAAGUUAACGUUGAAGUUUCGAUAGUUUAGACUCUUGUGUCAAGUGUAUGCUAAUCGUGGUAUACUCAUUCAACAACUUGUGAACCUGUUAGUGUUACCCUCUCCGAACUAGGUAUUGACUUGCUUGUUUUGUUGGGAUACUGUACUCAAACUUAGUUUACCAAAGGAUGAUGAAUUCUUACACUAUCACAAUGACUUGGGAAUUUAUCUUCUUCAAUCAUUGAUUUAGGUACCCGAAAUUAUGGCCAUGAGAGUUAAUCUAUCGUUUGAUUCCAAUAAAGCCUCAAAUUAGCGUAAUGUAAUAAGUUUCAAUCAUCCAUAAUCAGCAGUGUAAACACAAGUUUAAGAGAUUAUUCAUUCCAGAAGUGAACCACAUUUAUUGAUUUUCACGUAUGACAUUUUGAGGAUCAAAGUUUUGUCAUAUAUUUUUUUAAUUCAUUACAGUGUACUUGUGUUAUAGUUGCACCAUACUCCUUGCUAAUUUUUUUGAUUUUUACCUCUUUUUUUAAUAUGGGUGAAAUGUUGCUUAUUAGGAAAUUGGGUUAAUGUUCAAUAUGAUCACUAUAAUCACCUAUAUAUAACACACUAGACAGUGAACUACGAUAUGGGAAAAAACUAUAGCACUGAAUUCGACAUUAAACUAUUCAUACUCCCAAGUUAUCCCGAGCUUCAUGGGGUAGAGACUAAAAAUUGUAUAAAUGUUUUCGCUUGAUAUAUAUGUUAUGUGUGUGAGGGGUUUAUACUCCCCAACUUAUCCAUAGCUCCAAAAGAGUAGAGACUAAAAUUUUUAUAGAUUCUUUUGCUUGAUAUAUAUGUUUUGUUUGUGAGAAUUCGAACAUGGAUUGUAUGUACAAUUAAUCCUUAGUACGAAAUAAGGAUACGUUGACAAAGUGUUAAUGAAUUUCUCAAAUCAGCCACACUACCACCCACUUGGAAUAAAACCUUCACCAUCUCAUUUGGGGUUAUUAUCCCAAGCAAAAAUCACGCACCUAAGUCAUAUAAUAUGAGUAUCUUUCACACUCUUUUACAUGUCUCUUCGAUCUUUUUUCUUUUCUUUUGAUCGGUUUGAUGAAUAUCUUUAGCGAUACUUAUCCUAUAUACUCCUUCAAAUUUAUUAUCCUCGAGGAAAUCGUCUUACCACUAAGUUACAUUGUUUAAACUCAUCCGCUUAUAAGAAUCGUCUUCACAUGUAUAUUCUCGCAUUUAGAACCUUUACCUUCUUCGAAGAGCCAAGACGCACUUUGUUUUGUGUUGACUACAAUAUCUUCAGUGGUAGUUGGUUGUAGUUGUCGGUGAGGAGAACCUCCUCGAUAAUAGGAGGAGCUUUUACCUCACCCACAUUUUUUUGCUUCAAGUUCCCAAUCAAGGGAGCAACACAAUAUUAAGUAUGUUUGUGUUCUUGUCUCUUCAAAUUCUUUGUAUAAAUGUGAUACUUGCUAAUUGUCUCAUCGUGUUACAGGUUAAAGUGAAAGUCAGGGAGCUCUUAUGCAUUAACAGAGCUCAUGCAUUUCCAAAUACCUUAUGGAUGCUUCCAAAUUAAGAAGGAAAUUGAUGCAUACUUCUCAAGCUCCACCAUAUAUCAUUACUUGGCAUUAUGUGAGUUUCCAACCCAACCUUAAAAUGUUUUCUUUAUCAUGUUUCUCUCUCAAAUACUAAUGUUUUUCCUUGUUUUUAUUCACUUUCAUAUAUGAGAUACUUUCACAUAAGACUUCAACGAGGGGUAGGAGUGGGUGGCUAAACUCUUUUGUUGCUUUAACAACGUUCACUAGAUCUUUAUGUUCUCAUAUUUCCUUGGUAGUCUCUUGAGACAUAUGAAAGAACAUAGAUCUUUUACUAGAUGUAUAUCUUUUGUAUGUACGACUUCUAUUAUUGGUUGUAAUUACAAUGAACACUUAGUACCUAAUAGGAAAUCGUUGGAAAAAUAGUAACAAAAAUAGGAUACCAACCUUCAAAAUCAUCGCCUACUUCCAUUUUGUUGUUUAUUAAUAGAUGAUGUGUAUUAAUAAAUUUGUAGUUUUUUAGCUUGUAGGAGAAAGAAGAGAGCACAAAGAACAAAUAGUUUUUUUUUAAUUAAAAAGGAUAAAAAUGAUAUUUUCAUAAAAAAAUAAAUAUAUUCUUCUUUAAAGCAUCCAAAUACGAACACGAAAAUCAAAUGUUGUAAUCUCACAAAGUAUCAUUAGUUUGAUACAUGUAUAUUGCAAUGCAGGUAUACAUCACAAAAUGUAUAUCCGUAAGAUUCGAAGAAACCAAAUGACCCUUUUGUUCUCUUAGUUUUUUUUUGUUUGUUUCUUUUUACUUGCAAUUUUUUUAUCAUUUCUAAUCAUUCCACUAAGUUAUUUCCUUCUUGUUUGUUUUCCAUCAUUCUCGUCAUCCACCUCCAUCGCAGUUCACUUGUCUCGUGAUGAUUCUUUUCAUUCUUCGAUCAUUCCAACAAAUCUCCAAUUAUUUCUGGUCGAUCUGUCUCUAUCUUCUUAUUCUUAUACACAUAGCCGACAACUCAUCUCUAGAUAUCUCCAUGCAUCGUUCGUUCCGAUCUCCAAAUUUUCUUGUUGAUGAGUUUUUCAAAAUUGUGUUUUCCCUUAAUAGAGUAACAUUGAAAUAACAUAAUAUACAAAGUAAGGAUUUUUAUUUUACUGUUCUAGAAUUUUCAUGAUUUCAAGUUUCAGGGUGGUUUUAUUUUGAGUUUUGUGACGGUGUCUGUAGGUAAGUAUUAUAAUUGUUAUUUAUCAGCAAUCUUAAAUGGACAUAGUAUAUUGAUUUUUAUGCCUUUUUAUGUUUCUUGAGAAUUAUAAAAUUAAUCAUAUACCUGUAAGUUAGAAUGUUGGAGUGGAUGACGAUCUUACGCUGAUCUGACCACAAAGGCUGAGAGAAAGUUGGAUGAUCUAGUAUUGGUCUCUUGGACAAGUACUAACAUUUUUUUUAUUUGAAGUUGUAUAAAUUUUAGGAGCAUUUGGUAGGAGUUUAUAAGAAGUAAGUUGAUGGGAUCUUUUAAUAAUUGAUAGUUAAUGAAGGCGGCAACGGAGGAAGAAAAUCUACAAAACAAGGCGAUGCAUAUCUACCUGUUUGGAAAAUGUGAAAGAUUUGAACCCGGAAAUGUUUAUGAAUCGAGAUUGGGAGGACCGAAUCCGGGGAAGAGUCAAAGCAUGUGCUGCUACGCACGAUGGCAUUUGUCGUCGUUCGGAAAAGGAAUUUCACGUUUCAGUGCGUUGUGCAAGAAACGCCUGAGAUCAUUAGCCGUCCAAUGGUCAAUUCGCUGCUAACUUGUCAAAAGAAUCCAUCGUUGAAGUUCAUAGCAUCGUAUCAGUGCCCACAGAUCUAAUUAGGAGAACGACUCAGCUGGUUGAACUAUAUGUGAGUAAGGUAUUAUGCAUUAUCUGAUCAUGUCAACUCUCAAUCGUUCUCAAUGAUGCUUCCCGUAGCGACAAUGAGAUUGAAGAAACGUUGAAGAAAGGUGAACCGAUUGUGCGUGUAAAUACUGAUACGCGGCUGGAUAAUCGUGUGGGGUGAUUGCAAACUUCAACCAAUCAGGCAAUCUUUCAGCUAAAAGCGCGCUGGUCCAGGCAUUUAGGGAGUGACUAUUCUCUAAGAAUUUCAUUAGAUCCACACUCCAAAGUUGAUGGAUGACACUAACGAGGAGGUGUUGUUGUCUUCAAAGUGAUAAAGAAUGAUCAGGAAGCUUGUCUUGCCAAUCUGCUAAGUUGCGCAAGCAUAUAACCAUUGCUGCUGAUUUUGAGCUUGUGUUCAAUGUGGGUUUCUACUUGAGAGUAGAAAAGAGUCACAUUAGCAUUCAUCUCUACGAGUUCAUUGGAUUGACUGUUGAGAUGGAAAUCAAACAUCAUUAUUUCG
Messenger RNA from Linum trigynum, 4944 nucleotides. The record is from the annotation of a GenBank genome assembly. NCBI's taxonomy places the organism in Eukaryota, Viridiplantae, Streptophyta, Magnoliopsida, Malpighiales, Linaceae.